Molecule: messenger RNA, 867 nt
Organism: Rosa chinensis
Lineage: Eukaryota; Viridiplantae; Streptophyta; Magnoliopsida; Rosales; Rosaceae
Exons: 5
Coding region: 1-867 (288 amino acids)
Source: RefSeq, a predicted model, not a curated record
AUGGCUCAAGAGAGAGGGAAGCGGAUAAGGAAGGUUAAGAAGGUUCCUCCACCUCAACAUCCAACUACAACAACUGUGACAGAUAAUAUGUUAGCUACAUCUACUGUGAGUGAGAAUGUGCCAGCAACAACUAUUGUGCAUGCUUAUGUGCGAGCAAGAGCUAACAUGCCACCAAGAGCUGAUGUGCCACUGCAAGCUAACGUGCCACCACCAGCUAAUAUGGCCCCAACAACGCAUCAACCGCUACCCAACAUGGUAAAUUGGAUGCCUUUUAUGGGCAUUGGUAUGAAAAGAAAGCGUGGUAAAUCAGGUGGUAAAGCUCUUCAGGACCUUAUAAAGGCUAAUGGUGGACCCCUGUGUGUUGACUUUCAUCCAACCAUCCAUGUCCCGUCUGAUGACAUAAUUUCUAAAAUGUUUACUUCAGAGAUAGGAAUUACUGUCAGAGGUGGGGCACCAGUAUGUCAAUAUGGUUGGUCUGAUGUUGAUGAAGAUGAUAAGAGGGACCUAAGAGAGGAUUUGCAGGUGUUCUUUGUGGUGGAUCUAAGCGUUCCAGUUGUUGUUGCUUAUGUCGAUUCUAAAAUGUCCACUGCUUACUUCCAAUUCAAGUCUCGACUGAAGAAGGAGUGGCAAGGAUUUGGCUCACCUGAGCUGGGACGAGUAAAUCUACCUAAUGCAGAUCUAUGGAAUGAGAGGCCUGUCUCGCAUUGGCACUGGCUUUGUGACAACAUAUACACCAACCAGUCUUGCAUAGAAAUUGCGGAAAAGAAUUCUGCUAAUCAUUAUAUGCAGCAACAUACCCACAGGGUCGGUGCACAACCAUACGUGCAACAUGCUUUGGCAGCCUCUAAGGAAGGGAAGGAGUUGUAG